CGCGGAAGACGGGCUCAAGGCCCCGCUGCGCUCGGCUAGGCGUGAGUUCUGCCGUGGCCACCCGCAAAGAUGAACAACGGACGGCUACAACCCACCAAUGGGCCCCGUGACAGACUCAGAAGAACCCCAUCCCUGACACAGACCUUGGACUCCAGCAAAGGGCACCUUCGUUUACACCUGUGGGUGCCACUGAGCCCAUAGCUCACACUCGCGCCUAGACUGGGAAUGUGGCUGCCCCCUGCAGCAUCUCCAGAACCCGAAAUGGUUUGAAAAUAUGGGCAGAGAUGGCUAGUGGUGUGUUUAAAAAGUUUGUUGAGUGGUUGGCCAAAUAAUCGAAGGAAUUUGGAAGAAAUAAGCUGCCUUCAGCCACCAAGUGGCGGGGCCCACAAGGAUUCAUUCAUUCAUUUAUAUCCUCAACAAAUGAGUGCACCAGGGGCGGGCCAGGAUGGAGCUGGUGUGAGUAGAGCGAGGUCGGACUGAAAGGCCACCCGUCGUCGAUUCUAGGAUGGGAUUGGCCCUCUUCCGAUAAACCGUAGGUUGUUUCCCGGACUCUGUGAGUCAGCAGUGUUUGGAGCUGCACAGAUUGUACCAUGGACUCUCAGGUCAGCAAUGGCUCAAGCCUGGAGGCUGAGCACAUCACAAACCUGCUGGUGUUUGGCUUUCUCCAAAACUCCAAGUAUAAUUUCAAUCAAGAACUGGAGGCACUAAGUCAGGAACUGCCCGUGCAAGUUUACCUGGAUGCGGACUUUGAGGAUGAGCUGCAGACUGAUGGUAGCCGAGCCAGCCGCUCCUUCUACCAUGGAAGAAUACAGCCAGAUUCUGAAAGUCAGGAGUCAGCCAUUCAGAACAUUGCCCGACGUCUUGCCCAGGUCGGCGAUGAGAUGGACCACAGAAUCCAGCCCACACUGGUGAGGCAGCUGGCAGAGCAGUUCAUGAACACCAGCCUGUCAGAGGAGGACAGACGGAACUGCCUGGCCAGAGCCCUGGAUGAGAUGAAGACGGCUUUUCCUAGAGACAUGGAGAAUGAAAAGGCCAUGCUGAUAAUGACCUUGCUGUUGGCCAGAAAUGUGGCCAAGCAUGCACCAUCCUUACUCCAUGAUGUCUUCCGCACGACAGUGACCUUUAUUAACCAGAAUUUAUUCACCUACGUGAGGAACUUGCUUAGAAAUGAGAUGGACUGAGGGACCUGCAGAAGCGUGGCUGGCUGACACCCACGAUGGCGAACCAGUGAAGCUGACUCCAGAAGAAACUUGGCCGUGGAAACACACGCUGGAGAGAAGACAGGUCCCAGAUAAUAGCUGCCUCCCUAUUCUCAGGACAGUGUUUGGGCUGGUGACUCAGUUCCUCCAUUGAGCUAGUCUAAUGAAGAUGCCAGUGCGCGUAUCUGAAGGGCUUGUGCCAGCUCCUGCAUCCGCUUCGUGUUUCUUUCGUCUAAUCAGCUGUACGGGUUCCCACUUGAAAAUUAAACUCAAAAGCAGGUUGUAAGGCAGAAAGA
Molecule: messenger RNA, 1495 nt
Organism: Microtus ochrogaster (prairie vole)
Lineage: Eukaryota; Metazoa; Chordata; Mammalia; Rodentia; Cricetidae
Gene: Bid
Product: BH3 interacting domain death agonist
Exons: 6
Coding region: 591-1181 (196 amino acids)
Biological process (GO): positive regulation of extrinsic apoptotic signaling pathway; positive regulation of intrinsic apoptotic signaling pathway; apoptotic mitochondrial changes
Cellular component (GO): cytosol; cytoplasm; mitochondrion
Source: RefSeq, a predicted model, not a curated record